This is a messenger RNA of Nezara viridula (southern green stink bug), 243 nucleotides long. The record is from the annotation of a GenBank genome assembly. Lineage: Eukaryota; Metazoa; Arthropoda; Insecta; Hemiptera; Pentatomidae.
AUGGCAUGCCACAGAGUACAUCCUAACUUGGAAACCCUCAAACAAUCUCUGGUCCGAGCUGUUGAGCGCUUUCCUCAAGAAGUGCCGCGCAUCCGUAGGUCUGACACUCGGUUUGAGAUUUUCGGUCUUCAGGUAACCGCAGGUCAGGAACACGUGUGUGUCCUAUACCCAACCGCGUCAAAACGACAUCCUCUCUUCGACUAUGUUGGAAUGAAAAUUUCCAAGGAGAGGCAUUACUUUUAA